Messenger RNA from Amoebophrya sp. A120, 1883 nucleotides. Lineage: Eukaryota; Dinophyceae; Syndiniales; Amoebophryaceae. The record is from the annotation of a GenBank genome assembly.
GGAGCUUCGCGCUUUUUGAAAAUACUCGCUAUGGGCUGGUGCAAGUGGUCGUCGCAACUGGACGAGCAGCCCAGGAGGAGGAGUAUCGCAAAUUAUAUGCAUCUGCGGUCGGAGAAGACGAAGACGAUCAUGCUCUCCGACCACGGAAAAUAAAGGAACAGAGAAGUAAACUGCGCCACACUGCUCGGUCUCGCUACCACAUGGACAUCAACAUGCAAGAGGAGGAAAGCGAAACUACAAGCGCCGAGGAAGACGAGGAACUUCCUCGUGUUCCUCGUGCCAAAGCAGCAUCCCGUGAACAAUCCGAAGGUGAACGAGAAGGAAGCGGCGAAAGCGCCAGGCUGCGAACGAGGGCAGUGUCAGCGGCGAGGACAACAACAAGAACAACAACAACUCCCAGCUCAUCUUCAUCCCCGGUCGACGUCGUCCAGAACAAUUACGUGGGCGCAGCAGCCGCGCGCGGUCGGGCCCUUCGAAGUAGAGAUGUUGACCAGGAGGAGGGAGCUGCGGCCACGGAGAUGUUGACGUCGAGCAGUAGGUCUGGAUAUAUUCCAGCUCCGUCACCACGACGACGACCAGCACCAGUGGCACCGCCACCGGCGCAUGAAAUAUUAAAUUCUGACCAGCACAAGGAGCCAGCGUAUGCGUAUGAAGGUCGUCUUCGUCGGGCAGGAACUACAGGACCACCAGCGAGUUCUCUGGUUCAUCGUGACGGAAGCCGAACAACAAGCUACCAACAGCAGCAGACGGCGAGGACCACCGCCACUCGCGGCUGGACGAGUGCCUGCACGCUGACGGAAAGUGCGGACGGAGCCUGCUUUGAUAAGGAGCCGUUUGCGAAGAAAGUGUACAGCAGCGCGGAUUCCUCUCAAGAUCGCACUGCCGUGCCCGGCAUCGGCGGUACCGUCCCCUGGCUGCCGCAAAUGGACAUGAACGUCGAUUACGCGAAAGAUGCGCAGCUUCUAAGUAGCCGGCGCCGCCGAGGGGCCCCCACGAAUCCACUACCACCCCCAUACGGAUACUUCGUUCAGACGCAGGAUUUCGAUGGCGGUAACUGGCACGCCGCUCAGCAGCUGUGUCGCCAUGAGUGCGAGCAGAACUCCAAUUGCGCCACGUAUGUAGUUGUGGGGUAUGAUGGCGAGGUGUGGUCCGGACCAGAGUGGUCCUGUAAAUUGUUUACCAAUUGUUACGAAAUAAGUUCGAAUUAUGACACGUACGACGAGGUCCGCUACCAAUGCCGAGACCCCUACGACGGCGGGCCGAGAGUGGACCAUCCAGACCACCACUCUUUUUUCGGUAACCACGCAAAUCGAGUUGCCGAAAGGCUUCAUGAAAAUUACCCGCGGGCCGCGGGCUGUUCGGCGGAGUUGUUUGCGUGGUGCGUGGAGCCCUGGGGCGACGAAUGGUUUUGGGACCAUGGAAAUGGUAUUUGUCGCAGUAAAGAAGCGUCGUCGGCGUACUCUAAUCUCUAUGUCCCCGUGCCCCAGACCGCUUGCGGCCCGUUAAAGAGCUGGGCGCGGGCGUUUCGCGACAGGGGCGUGCUGGCCUUAGAUUGUCUUUCGACGAGACACAAAUACGAGGAGUUCGUGUAUACGAUUUGCCCCGCAGAAGGUGGCGUGUCCACGUUCUCAGGCGACACACCCAUCAAAGAGUACCACUACUGGUUUUGCUCUUCGAAGCAGAACCCACAGUACUCUACCGUCGAAAACGGGGAGCCUUGUCGUUGCCAGUUUCCCAACUGCAACCGCCUUCCUCCGGGUGAAGAGAUCACCCAUUGCACCUUUCCGGGGCGGAAGUUGUGCCGCGACGGAGCGACCUGCGUGCUCGGUCACCAGAGGCAGUCCACGAUGGGGGACCAUUUCGUGUGCCGCACCAAGUUAUGA